Messenger RNA from Saccostrea cuccullata (small rock oyster), 2897 nucleotides. RefSeq names its product zinc finger MYND domain-containing protein 19-like. The record is from RefSeq and is a predicted model, not a curated record. Gene Ontology annotation, cellular component: synapse; membrane; cytoplasm. The coding region runs from base 1 to 663 and encodes 220 amino acids. NCBI's taxonomy places the organism in Eukaryota, Metazoa, Mollusca, Bivalvia, Ostreida, Ostreidae. The transcript is spliced from 7 exons.
AUGGGUUGCGAAGCAAAGGUAAAAUUUGCCCUUCUUGAUGAAAGAGAUAUUGGUCUCAUCAACCAGUAUGCAUUUGAGGCCAGAGUAGAAGUUGAUCCAGAUGGCAAUGGUGCCAAUAUCUUUGCUUACACAUACAAUUUAUUGAAUGGGAAGGAAUCAGGCCAAUUUCUGCAUGAUUUCUUAUGGGAAAGACAUCGAGGAGGCAUAGCAGCAGGCUGGAAGGUGGUCCACAAGAAUGGGGUGACAGUGGACAAUCGCCUGGAGAACCUGAUGCUGGUUCCCAUGGAUACACAACUUGUCUACGAGGACCUCCCCUCUACAAAGAACAGGGAGCACUCAUUGUACUGGAUGGCAGUUCAACAGCUCCAAGUGGCCCCUAUAGAAUGUCACUAUCCAACUACACAUGUCUACACAAAACAGUUCAGUCCCAAUGGAGAAAAUAUCCAUAUAGACCAUGAUGAAGUCUGUGUUUAUUAUGAAUGUCACUACCCUCCCUGUACAAAUAUGGAAAAGAGAGUUAAAGAAUUUAGUAUCUGUGGACGCUGUCAAGAAGUCAGAUAUUGUGGUGCAUAUUGCCAACAGAGAGACUGGCCAAUACACAAGAAGUUUUGUCAAGAGAGAAAACUCUUUUUCCCCCUGGAAGAAGAAAGUGUUGACAGAUAGAGCAAGAAUGAGAGAAAGUUCAGAUAGUAAAAGAUUGAAUGAGAGAAAAUUUUCAACACAAAGUCUGAAAGAAAGAAAAAUCAAGAUUAUAAAAGAUUGAAUGAGCAUGACUGUAUCUGAGUGUGCACCAUAUAACACUUCAAACUCACAUUUCUCAGCUUUGUAAGUUUUCUUAGUAUGUUUGAACAUACAUGUAUUAUUUUGUUUUUAAUUUAUUUUUAGAAUUUAUUUUACUAAACUUUUACAUAAUGGGAUUCUCUACAAAGUAGUUAAAAUCAAGUUCAACAAACAAAUGAAUUAUUUCAAAGAUUGCUAUUAGCAUAGACUUUUAAGGAAAAUUGUUUGGUAAAAAUAUUCAAUCUAAAUAUUGAAGUAAAAAAUUCUGAGAAAGUUUAUUUGGGGAUAUCUUUGUUUUCUCUGUGUGUCCUGUAAGUCAUUGUUUGAGUGGAUAAUUUUUGUUUUUUCUGUAGCAGAGAUAAGCUUUUAGAGUUUUGCGUGUAUGUUGUUAGUUUGCAGAGAAGUUGACGUAUUUAUUCCCUUAGACCAUUCCAUUGUCAUAUUGUUAUAUAUUUAUUUUUAAUUCAGCAUGUAGAACAACAGUAUUGUAUAAAAUUUUAAAUAUGUGCUAUCCUAGUCAUAAAUUCUGUGAAAUCAUUUAUUUUUGUAGGGGCCAGAAUUCACAUCAGAUUUUAAUAUUUUUAAAAUAUCUUUUUUGAUAUUUCUUGGAAGUCUUGAAUUCGAUUAUAUAUUGUUUUCUAGGAUUGGUGAUGAAAGCCUCUACAAAGUAAACAAUUUUACAGUCACUCCAUAGAAAAACACACAAAACAGUGGUUACUGUACAAAGGAGUGCUAGAUUUUUGUGUUUUUUUAUGAACUUAUUUUGUCUUAUAGUUUCUCAAAAUUUGAAUUGUAUUGAAAACAAUAUUUGAUAAGGAAAAUUAGUUUAUGGCUAAAUGUUUUCUUUUCAUGACUGUUUUUUAACUUUGAACACAUUGUCAACUUUUUGAUUGAGUGCUUUUAAUAUGUUACACUUUCUAUUUAGCAUUUAUUCCUACGCAUUGAAAAAAUUACAUACAUACAUACAUACAUACAUACAUGUACUAUACUAAUACAGUGCCAUCUGAAACUAAAUUGCUUUUUUUAACCUGUGUGCCACUAAUCUUGUCUUAAUGAAAUACUGUAAUGAUUUUUACACUAGAUUCAAAAUCAGCAUUGCAUGAUUUAUAUUUAUAGAUUUAAGACCAUUCCAAACUGUUUACAUUCCCUUUAGAUAAUCAUUUUUUCUAUAUUUUUAUUUGUUGCCAAUGAAGUCAAUUUCUUCAACAGAAGAAAUCUGAAAAUUUAUAUAUAUAUGAAUUGACAAAGAUACCUUAUUUGAUUAUUUUUGACAUUAACAAUUUUUUUUCUUAAUUAAGCUUAGCUAAUUUUCGUAAAUGUUUGAUAUGCAUGUAUUUUUACUUCUCCGUCCAAAAGUGGUUUUUAGUGUGGACAUUUUCUUUUUUUCUGCCAUCUAAAGAGAAAUAAUUCAUUUAAUAAUACAGUGAAUUUGCCCAACACACUCUCAGUUAAAGGAAGGAUGAUACAUUCCUCAAUAAUACAUAAUUUUUUCCAAGAUUUUUUCAAAGAAGUAUGUAUAUUGCUACUUUAAUAUGUUUACUCACAAAAAAAAUUUAGGUACCUAACCAGGCAUUUGUGCAAGUUAUCAGAGGGUACUGUUUCUUAUAUGAAAAAAUCUAUUUGGGAUAAAAUUUGAUAUUCCAAAAUCAACCUUUUUAGUGCUUCAAUUUUUGAAAAUGAUUAAAAACUUGUUUAGAAACCAGAAUGUAUUUAGAAUUUUGAAUAUUUAUAUAUCAUACAUAUAUAUUACAAAAUAUAUAAAACAGAUAUUUGAGGAAGGUGUCAUCUAACCUUAAAAAAGAUUUGGAAAGGCAUUAUCUAAUAUUUGAAUAUAAGAAAAUUUGGAAUAACAAGCAUAUUUGGCCACUUGUGUCCUAGAAUGUCACUAGUAUUUUGACACCAAGUCAUAGAUCUCUAGUCAUGAUAUUUGAUUUCGUGUCUAUAUUGCAGCAAAAAAAGUUAUGGGAUAUGCUUUGCCGUUUCAUAAUCAACCACUAGCAAGCUUUCCAAUUGCCACUGAUAAAUGUUAUGAAAGCUCCCAUUGUCAUCUCUGCAUAUCUUAAUGAAUAUUCAUGAUUUUGUUUUUUUAUUUCCCAGCAUGCAUUAUUGUGUUGUGU